Oncorhynchus masou masou (cherry salmon) is the source of this 791-nucleotide messenger RNA. RefSeq names its product late endosomal/lysosomal adaptor, MAPK and MTOR activator 3 (gene lamtor3). Bases 152 to 526 code for a protein of 124 amino acids. Gene Ontology annotation, cellular component: Ragulator complex. The transcript is spliced from 7 exons. Lineage: Eukaryota; Metazoa; Chordata; Actinopteri; Salmoniformes; Salmonidae. Gene Ontology annotation, biological process: cellular response to amino acid stimulus; positive regulation of TOR signaling. The record is from RefSeq and is a predicted model, not a curated record.
UGAACAAGUCAGUCAUGUGAUUUCCUUGUGCUCAAGCGGAGUCAGAAAAGCAUCGAAGAUUUUGUUUCAAGUAAGAAAAAUACAAUAAGACACCCUUGCCAUAAUUCAGUUCUCUAUUUUAGUAAUUGACGGUAUAAAAGAAAUUUCCACCAUGGCUGAUGACUUGAAGAGAUACUUGUACAAACAGCUACCAAGUGUUGAGGGUCUUCAUGCAAUUGUAGUGACAGACAGGGAUGGUGUCCCAGUUAUCAAAGUGGCAAAUGAUAACGCACCAGAAUAUGCGCUACGGCCAGGCUUCCUCUCCACCUUUGCAUUGGCCACCGACCAGGGCAGUAAGCUAGGGCUCUCAAAAAACAAGAGCAUCAUCUGCUACUAUAACACAUACCAGAUUGUGCAGUUUAACCGGCUGCCGUUGGUGAUCAGUUUCAUCGCAAGCAGCACUGCUAACACAGGUUUGAUCAUCAAUCUGGAAAAGGAGCUCGUACCGCUAAUUGAAGAGCUACGGCAGGUAGUGGAGGUUGCUUAGGAGUGUCACCUUGACGACAAAAGGACUGUUCUAUGACAGAAUCACAAGUUUCCUUUUUCAUGAUCACGCAUGUACAAGCACCCUCACACAAGGAUGGCUCCUUUGUAGAAAGACUGAUACAUGUUUGAUAGUGUCUUGAUGCUGUAUUCUUUGUCCUUCAGGUUCUAAUACUUUAAUGUUACCCCUUCCUUGCUUGUGCUUUUUGUAAUUAAUCUGACUCAUGUAGACAUUUUCUUAAAAUAAAUAUUAACAGAAGUCACCCUCA